Messenger RNA from Chilo suppressalis (striped riceborer), 5075 nucleotides. The record is from the annotation of a GenBank genome assembly. NCBI's taxonomy places the organism in Eukaryota, Metazoa, Arthropoda, Insecta, Lepidoptera, Crambidae.
CCUGGGCAACGGUAGGCAAGAUGAAUAUAAACAAAAAUGAGCUUACAAAAUGCCAUUUACAAUUUUCUAAUUAAUUUUGAAAUGAAAGUAUAGUGUUAGCGUGUUUAUCUGUAUGAAGUUAGUGUUUUAGGGAAAACGGUUUGAGUGUUUGCUUAACAAUGGCUUCUAUCAAUGUUCGAGACCAAAAAAUAGAGCAGCAACGUCAAUUAAUAGAGCAGAAAAUGAAGCAGAAACGACAGCACUCUGGAAUGGUUCAAGCCAAUGAUCUGAGGGUGGGAUCUGCUAAACGACCUAUUUCUGGUAGUCGAUCAAGAGAGCUCCACGGCUAUGAUGGUCCGAUGCAAUUUCUUAUGUCGCCUGUCAACCCAGAUCAAGUUAUUCCACUUCAAACAAAUAGAAUAUCAACUUAUGAUGAAUUAGAUGAGUUGAUACAAAAUCCAACAGGGGCAGAAAUUCUAGGGGCUAAUUUUCACUCUACGUUAAAACUAAAAUAUGAACAAAGAAAAAAGAUAUCAUUAAUGCCAAUACAUUACGCUGCGACGUUGUUAGAUCCUCUGAAUCGUGGGGCCAUGCUUAAACCUAAUGAGAAUAUUGACGGAUGGCAGUUUGUGAUAGCAGUGGCUGAAGAACAGCAGCAACCCAUAGAACAGUUGAUGCAAGAGAAGAAUGUUCCCGAGAACUUAACCGCAAAGUUUCACCAUAGAGAAUGUUCUCGAGAAUUUAACAACACUAAUUACCUCUUGCGGCAGCGGUCAGCGAUUGACGUGACGACUGUCCAGCGACACACGCUAAGCGGCCCCCAGGGUUUUCCGGGAUAUUUUUCCAUUGAUGACAAUGUGAUAGAAGUGUUGACCGUUGGCGACGGAUCAGGCAGCGGCGAAGAAGAGGAAGAGAGCGUACCAGUGAGCAGUAUGGGAAGAGACGUCAGCACUGACGAUGUAUGCGCAGACGCAGCAGUGGCGCCGAUGCAGGGGCGCGCUGCGAAGCGAGACGUGUCGCCUAGUCAGGCAGCAGAAAUCGAGGGUUCCGUCGAAGGCGCAGUGGAAACUUUCGUUGUGACGCCUGCCAAACACGGCACCUUAUACAAGUGCCGGAUAGCGAGGGACCGCAAGGGUAUGGACAGGGGGCUGUAUCCAACGUAUUUUCUGCAUUUGGAGAAGGAUUACGGGAAGAAGGUGUUCUUGUUAGCUGCUAGGAAACGAAAGAAGACAGCCUCCUCCAACAACCUGAUAUCCACCGACCCCACUGAGUUGAUUCGAACAGCUAUACAUAACACACUUAGUCAGAUCUCUCUCAUUCCACAUCCAGCUAGGAAACGAAAGAAGUCAGCCACCUCCAACUACCUGAUAUCCACUGACCCCACCGAGUUGACUCGAACGACUAUACAUAACAUACUCAGAUCUCUCUCAUUCCACAUUCAGCCAGGAAACAAAAGAACUAGGAAACGAAAGAAGACAGCCUCCUCCAACAACCUGAUAUCCACCGACCCCACUGAGUUGAUUCGAACAGCUAUACAUAACACACUUAGUCAGAUCUCUCUCAUUCCACAUCCAGCUAGGAAACGAAAGAAGUCAGCCACCUCCAACUACCUGAUAUCCACCGACCCCACCGAGUUGACUCGAACGACUAUACAUAACAUACUCAGAUCUCUCUCAUUCCACAUUCAGCCAGGAAACAAAAGAACUAGGAAACGAAAGAAGUCAGCCACCUCCAACUACCUGAUAUCCACCGACCCCACCGAGUUGACUCGAACGGCCGACAGCUUCGCGGGCAAACUGCGCUCCAAUUUACUCGGUACAGCGUUCACGGUGUACGACAACGGCAAGGCGUGGAGGAAGCACGAUCAUGCGCGCACGAGGCACGAACUAGCCGCUGUUAUAUAUGACACCAACGUAUUAGGUUUCAAGGGACCCCGCAAAAUGACAGUGAUUCUGCCGGGCAUGACCCCAGACAGGCAACGAGUGACCAUAGCGCCCCAAGACGACAGCGAAACCCUCUUAGAGAGGUGUAAAAACCAAAACCUAGAUGACAUUGUGGUAUUACACAACAAAACUCCCGUAUGGAACGACGAGACACAAUCCUACGUGUUAAAUUUCCACGGCCGAGUGACCCAGGCGAGUGUUAAAAACUUUCAGAUCGUCCAUGAUUCGGAGCCAGAUUAUGUCGUAAUGCAAUUCGGAAGGAUAUCGGAGGAUGUCUUCACUAUGGACUAUAGGUAUCCUUUGUGCGCUCUGCAAGCUUUUGGUAUAGCACUAAGUUCGUUCGACAGCAAACUCGCUUGCGAAUAGAAUCCCAGUUUUUUGUGAAAGUGCGAGUUUUAGCAGUCUUUAGUAAAAACUGCAAUCGUCUACUUUUGUUUACGGGUGUUUUGCAGCGUUUUCCCGCUAGAGGCGCUAAUAUGCAAUGUAUCGAGAAAUAGUGAGAAGUAAACUUGCCUAAACUUGCAUUGAAUAUUAAAAUUUUUAUUUGUCAGUGACGAAUUACGAACAGUAAUAUUGCUGCAACUCAACGAAUUACAAAUUAUAUGGAAGCAUUACUCUUCAACAAACUCGUACAACUAAACUUUAAUACUAACGCGACACGCACACAGACAAAAUAAAAUAAUUUGACAAUCAUAAAUAUGUAUCUGCAAAUUAGCCAAAUCAUAAAUUGGGUAAGAUAUUGUUUAACAGAAAUCCCAACCAAUCGGCGUGUUGAUGGCAUUUUUUUCGCCCCGCCCACGUGAUCGCGUCUUUCCAUUCUAUACAAGGCCUGAACGCAGCCAUAGGAAACUGCUCUCGUAUAUAAUGUAAAGCUGUUUUUAAAUUGAGCUGUGAUUACACACUAAUUUUGCAUACUGAUCGUGUAUAGUUUGAUCGUGGAUGCUCACGUCUUAGUUCCCGAACGAGACCGAAUUUAUACGCGAGCUACUAUACGCGUAUAAAUUGUAAUCUAGAAACAAAAAAAACAAAACAUAGAGGCAUAGUAUAACUACUUAUUAUUUUUUUGUGUGAAAUUUCUUUUACAUAUAUCUAAUUUUCGAGGAGGAAAUCGUCGAGAACCAAACCUCGAAUUUUGCAUUUUUUAUACGCAAUAUUCAGCAUUAACUACUGUUGUCCCUAUCACACGGUAUUUGCCAAUGCGUGACUGCUUAGUUUUUUCAAAUACCUAUUCCUCAAAAAUCUCUCAGCUCGCGUCCAAUCUUAACUGUCAUUUUUUUAUCCUCACGCUUGUAAGUUGUGUUCACAAGUAUUAUCUAUUAUUAACUUUCCUACAAACGAAUUCUAGUAUGUAUUAUAAAUAUAGUUAGUUGCAUUUAGAUCAACAUAGUUUGUGGUCCAAACAAUUAGGCACGUGGGAAUUGCUCAGAAUAUGCCUUUAAUGCUCAUUAGCAAUCCUUAAUUCUGUAUGGCGGCAUUUAACUUGGCUAUUCGUGUUUGCUAUUUGUUAACAUGACAUCAGCCUGUCCUUUUCAUUCCUUGUAGAGCAUGACAAGGACAGACUGAUGUCUAGCUUAUAAUUGGCAAAUACGGCAUUAGAUUUUUACCAUAUUUACCCUUGAAGUUUGAAGUAAAAUAAACGUGCAUGCACGUGAAAAAGGACCGUUUUUAAACAAUCAAAGAUUUUUUGUCACGUUUAAUAUUUUUUUAGUUGUUUUAAAUAUGUAUAACAAAAAUGUAAUACUAUUUUCUUUUUCAAGCGCAUAAUUUGCUACGGUGCUGCUACUGCUUCGUUUUUUUGUUAUUUAUAAUUAUUAGGAUAAUAUCCCUAAUUUUGAAUAAUGAAAUAAUGCUUGCUUCUGUAAAAUUUCCAUUUGUUUACUUUAGUCAUACAAUUUUACAGUGAUUGCCCAAUGGUUGCUAAUAAAUUAUGGAUUUUUUGUGAAGUGGCAGUUCUAUGCUUAUGCACAAUCACAAAUAUUUAUAUCUGUUUAAUGUACUCAUGUUGUAAUUAGAAAUGUGCAAAAAAUAUGCAAUGAUAAAAUUUACAGGGCUAACCAGAAAGUGAAUUCUCUUAAUAGGGAUGAUGACAUAAUGUUUUUCUUCAUCUAACAGUAGAUUAAUCAAAAAGUAUGGGACACGUAUUUUUCUUUAUUCGUAUAAUCAAAACUUUACAAAGAGAUAUUGAUUUGAAAUGUCGCAUGACGUCACGUCCUGGUACAGUUUUUACUUAGAAGUUACGUCACCAGCCCCAACUUCCAAACUUUGACGCGUUUUAUCUUCGUAAUUUUUUGGUUGAUUGACAAAAGAGAAAAUAUGUGUCCAUUAUUUUUUUAAUAAUCUAACAGACGGACUACAUAUAUACAAUUUUGUUUACUUUAACCCAUUAUCAUCCCUAUUGAUCUGACCAAAAUUAUGAGGUUUGCUCAAAUUUAAAAAUCUUUUACUUAUAUCUAAAGUUAAUAUAAGUUUUUUCUCAUAUAAAAACAAUUUGCCAUGACAUCUUACUAGUGAAGUCAACUAACUACACUUAUAAGGCCGACGCACAUGCAGUAACCCUGAAAAAGCAUGAGUUGUUAUUAUUCAACUAUUGUUGGGAUAUCUCUAACAUCCUGAAUAAAAUCAAACAAAUGAUGUAUAUAGGUAUUCAACAGAUGCAGAUUAAGUUCUGUCUUAGAAUAAUAACGCCUAGAAGCCGUGUUUUAACCAAUGGGUAAAAGUGUACGUCCUGGGCCGAAGAGCUGAUACUUGUCAUUUCUUAGUUGAAUAGGUCUCUAUUAGCGUUUUAUUUUUCUGGCACAUCGCCGGCCCCAGCUGCGGCAUUCUCGCUUUGUUAUGGUCACAACACUAACCUAGGGGUCUAUCGCCAAACAGAAUUGCUAUGACUAUAGCUUACGAUUUUAUAUUGUUGUUACCAAUACAAAAGAAAUUAUGUAUUCUUGAAUAUCUAAUGGGUCCCGACUGUUAAAGUAGCAUUGUUCCUUAUUAACAGAAUUAUAGACUACGCGACUUGCUUUUUUCUUUUCAGUUUUUAUUUGAAGUAUCAUUAAGAAGUCGGGUUUUUUGAUUUUUUAAAUUUACCUUUUUUUUGUAACAUGAAGUAAUAUCGUUAACAUAAACUUUAAAAACUUAAUGUAUGAUUAUUGUAAUUUAAUG